CCAGAAACCGCUUCACGGGCACCUCCUCUACUGUGACCUGAACCCGCAAGCGAGAGAAGAAAGGUGUUGGGUCAUGGGCAGAGAAGGGGGACGCAGAGUUCAAUUCCUAGCCCCCCGACUCCCAAUGCAGGUACAUGACAGAAUGACAGCCACCGUUACAAAGGACAGCUGUCAGGAUCAAUCCAGAAGAACAUUUUACAAGAGUCCAUUUCUCAGCAUCAAGCUCUUUGUGUUCUGCCAUGGGCUCCUGCAGCUCUUCCAGCUCUCCCUCUCUGGCUAUCUGAAGAGCUCCAUUUCCACCAUCGAGAAGCGGUAUGGCAUGUCCAGCCAAACGUCAGGAUUGCUGGCUUCCUUCAACGAGGUUGGAAACACGUUGCUGAUCGUCUUCGUGAGCUACUUUGGAAGCCGCGUGCACAGGCCCCGUUUCAUAGGCUGCGGCGCUCUCCUGGUUUCCCUGGCCGGGUUGCUCAUCUCGAUUCCUCACUUCAUAACCGAGCCCUACAAAUAUGACAAGUCCGUUGCCAGUUUCUUCAGCAAUAAGACGGAUAUCUGUCAGCCUGAUGCUUUGGGGCACAACGGGCUUCCCGACGAUGAGACCUGCGCACCACACACAGAGAAGGAAAACCGAAUGGUCCUGCUAAUUAUGUUUCUCGGGCAGGCUUUGCUGGGCAUCGGAGUGGUCCCCAUCCAGCCCUUCGGCAUCUCUUACAUUGAUGAUUUUGCCAGCGAGAGAAACUCCCCGCUCUAUUUAGGGAUCCUCUUUGCUGUGACUGUCAUCGGCCCCGGGGUAGCAUUCAUGUUGGGAUCAGCUAUGUUGCGUUUCUACGUGGACUUUGACAAACUUUCCAAAGAGGAAAUCCAGCUCACCAACCAGGAUCCCCGGUGGGUUGGCGCCUGGUGGCUUGGCUUCCUGGUUGCAGCCAGUCUCGUGGCCCUAUCUGCCAUCCCUUAUUUCUUCUUCCCAAGGGAGAUGCCUAAAGAGGUGGCACGAGAGAAGGAGAGCGAUGCUAAGAAGAGCAAAAGCAUGCUCAGCCAGCUCAGAUCUGAAUCGGAUGCAAUGCAGGACGUCUCCUUAAUCAAAUUCGUCAAACUCUUUCCUACAAUCUUAUUGAGAAAUCUCCGACAUCCAGUCUUUCUGCUGGUGGUAUUGGCUCAGGUCAGUCUGUCAGCCAUGGUGGCUGGUUUAGCAACAUUCAUGGGCAAAUUCCUGGAGAGGCAGUUUUCGCUCACAGCAUCCUUUGCCAACAUGAUCAUAGGUGCUGUGAACAUCCCUGGAGCAAUGGUUGGCAUAGUGUUGGGUGGAGCCAUCAUGAAGAAGUUCCAGAUAUCUUUGAAACAAUCUGGCGCCCUGUGUGUCUUUGGCAUGCUCCUCUGUACCCUCUUUGCCUUUCCUCUCCUUUUCCUGGGGUGUCCAACACAGAAGGUUGCUGGCCUUUAUCCAGUAGAAAGUGCUGAAUUUGACCAACACUCUUUGGAAUGUAACAAGAGAUGUCAAUGCCCUGAUAAAGCCUUUAACCCUAUUUGUGGGUCUGAUGGGACUGAAUACAUUUCUCCAUGUUAUGCUGGCUGCGAAGUUGUAAACCUUGAUAAGCUGAAAAAUUCAAUUCUGAAUUACACAAAAUGUAGCUGCAUCCUUGGAAAUGGGCUGGAAGGAUACGCCAAGCCUGGGACCUGCGGCACCAACUGUUCCCGGUUCCUCAUCCCCUUUAUCGUGUUGUCCUGCCUGGCAGGCAUCCUGGCGAGCAUUUCACAUACGCCUUCCUUCAUGCUCAUCCUGAGGACUGUUCAACCCGAAGAUAAAUCCUUUGCUGUCGGGAUUCAGUUUAUGCUGCUGAGAGUUUUAGCCUGGAUGCCAGGACCAGUGCUGUACGGAAGCGCCAUUGACACGACCUGCAUCCUCUGGGAAAGGAAGUGCGAUCAGAAAGCCGCGUGCCGGUAUUACAACAACGACCUCUUCAGACAAAGGUACCUUGGACUCCAGCUUUUCUUUGAAGUGGGAGCUCUCCUGUGCUUCUUGGCUGUGUUUUUCAUUCUCAGACAGCAGGAGAGGGAAAUCAGCAGCGCAGAGGAGCCAAAAGCAAACCCGGAGAAGGAGAAGCUGGCGGAAAUUUCAGAGAAAACCCCAGAUUCCAAAGUCUAAGAUGGAGAACGGGAAUCGCAUUCGGUCCCCGGGGGACGAGAGCCGUGCAGCUUGCCUUUGACUGACUGUGAAGGAGGGAUGGUUGGAUGGAGACUGAGCUGGCAGGGAGACCGCUGCCCAUCUUUCUACUUGGAAUCGACAGCUUUUGCUCUGCCUUUGUUUUUAAAUGCACUCUUUUACAUCUAACCAGGUCUGAAGGGUGCCCAGGCACGUUCACUUGGAUUCAUCCACCCAUAUGUACCCAUAUCAAUUCCUGUCCUUCUAAGCUUUCGUUCACCUGGCGGGCAGGAGGAAGCCAGUGUUUUAAGCGUUUAAUGCCCACAGUUCAAUUGUUUUAAUAAUAGUUAGGGUUGUUUUUUUACAGUUUAUAAAUGUCUCCCUGUACGGGGUUGUGUCUUUGCCUAGAAACCUCAGUGGUCACAGCCCGACACCUUCCUGCUCUUCCUCUUGCACUGGGGGAUUGUUCCUGGCUGGGAAAGACUAAUCCGUAGACACGUAUAGUCCUGCCUGCACGCAGCGGCAGCCCGGGAGAAGCUAUAUCUGCAGGAAGUCGGUGGUGGAGAGGGAGUCGGGGCAGGGCUGGGGAGGGCAUGGUGGCAACGCCAUGCCCUCACAGGAGUCGCUGAGCAUGCCCGGGAGAGCGGGCUCUGAGCAGGAGCCAGGUUGCAGCACGCAAGCAUUUGCAGAAAUCCUAAAUUGUGCUUUUCUGCUGCCUGUGCAAUGACACGGAGUAUUACUACCCCUUUUACAACAGCAGGAGGCAGGGCAGGGUUGCCCCUUCAAGACUAACUGGUGCAGAGAGGCAUGAGCUUUCAUAGGCAACAGUUUCCUUCGUCAGAGGCUGUGACUUCAGGCAAACACGGCUCACCACCUCUCACUUUACAACAGCAGAGACCAAGCCAAAGACUUGGUGAAGGCCACACAGCCAGUCAGUGUCAGAAACAGGGUUAGAAGCCCAGGGGGGCUGAGCACGGGAUAAUCUGUGAGCCCGCAGAGCACAGCAAGCCCUGUUAUCAGUUAGAGUUGAUUUAGCAGAAGCUCUAGGCUAAAAGUCAAUUCUGGUUUCAUUUUACCCUCUGCUAAUACCUCUCUCUACUGCAUUUGCUGCCUGCGUCCUGCCUCUGGGACAGGCCAUCUAUUGCAGAUUACUGUGGUGGUCGCAUUCGAGCCCCCAAGCCACCACAGGUCUUGGCUGCUUUUACUCCAGGGCGGAAGAAGCCAAAGCCCUCAAAUAAAGAAUUGCGUGGUCCAGAAUAAAUAAGAACUGUACAGCGGUGUCACAGAGUCCUAGAGAAGUGGGGCUGGAAGGGACCUCCAGAGGUCAUCUAGUCCAACCCCCUGCCUGAGACAGGGUCGCCCCUAUCCAAACCUCCUCAGACAAAUUCAUAAUCUAAACUCUUCAUAAAACUAUCAUAAACCCUGAUGCAACUCCAGGCAUCGCACCCGAACCUGCCGCAGGUGAAGCAGGGAGACCACGGCAGCCAACGUCCUGCUGCUGUAAAAAGUUGUUAAUAUGCACUCAAGAGCUAGAGGCCAAAGCCCCCACUACAGAGGAAGGCAACCUCAGCCCCCCAACCCAGUCUGUAUCAAUCUAACCACGGGGUAAUAUUCCUUCCUGACCCCAAAUGCAGCAUCGGUCUGGUCCUGAGCAGAGGCGCAAGACUAUCUAGCCAGGAGCCUCUGGCCUUGGUCCCAACAGGAGCAUUGGGACAGCCUGGUCCCCAUCCCCAGCCUUGACUGCCGCCAACAUCCAGUGCCUCUGUGGGAGGCUUAAAAACAUCCUGACACAUGUACGAGAAAGGGGGUGGGAGGGCAACCAGUGUCUAUAGCCAACAGCAUGCAAGGGAGGGAUGUGACCAGCAUCAUGUCCAGCCACCUCUGACUCCCCGACCCAAAUGACCAGGUGCCCAGGUAUAGCCAGGACAACCAGAGGGUCCGUGAAUCCCACCACCACCUCGCCCUCAAUACUAUGGCAAUAACUCCCCUAAAGAAACCCUCUCCAUCAGCAUGUGGCUUUGCUAUCUGACAGGUGCCAUUAAAGAGAAAAUAAGCUUUAUUCUAUUUGCAUAAUUCAACAGGAUUUGCAACUAGGAUACAAAGUGCAGGAGAAAUCUGCCCCUGGAAAAACAAAGUUACAAGCUCUGCUGUUAGCACAUGUGAGGCAAGAUCAACAGUCCAGCUGACAGGUCAGCUUCUCCUCCCAACACGUAUGGGCCCCGAAGCAAUACUGACCCAGAGAAGCCAAUGCUCCUUCAACCCAUUGUGGGUCCCUCUGUUGCAGCUUAGAUAACCUCCAGCUGUGCCGUCCAUCUCCACUUUCCACCAGCUCUCACAAGAUAGGCCACUUCCCCACAGUGUGGCAUAGCAUGCGAUGGUGCCCUUGGUGUGCAAAUGUGCUACAAACAUCCACUGGGCCCACAGUGUUGCCAUACAGUGCUGCAGAGUAGAAUAAGCCAUGAUAAAGAAGGCUCGGAUGCUACUACAGAUGGUUCACCAAGCAUGUUGCCUCUCUUCUAGUCAGUCAGUCAACAUGUGUGUAAUCGCUAAGCCAUCCUAUAGUGCUCUCAGUGGCCAUGUUCAAUUCCCAUAAUCCACCACUGAAAUGAAUCAGUGGGCAGCCCUCGACAAUAUGUGAGAUGGUGUGUGCUUUGCCAUAGCUGUAGUCUGGGUUGUCACAAAGACCCCCAACGGUGGGGAUGGCCAACACGGACCUUGCCGUGCCCAGAACCUAUUCAGCAAGGCCCACUGACAGCAUGGCAGGUUGAAGCCAGGUGGGCAGACUGUAGGGUCUGUGAUAAGGAACUUGUUUGGUGGUGAUGUCAACCCCCAUCCUCAUACCAGAAAGUCUCUGCUUUACAGUCUUGGUGUGGCAUUUUGAACCAUAGUGGGUAUUGUGAUGGUAGAUGUGCAGCAGGUGGAUUUUGAGAGACCAUCAUACAGUGGCAGGCUUGGAUUGGCUCAGAUCUUCUCCAGUAGCUUGCAAGUUGCAGCUUCCCAUUAGAUAUGAGAAGUAAGAGCUGGAAGAAAUCACGUCAUCCUUCUAGUGAGAGAUGGAAAAACACUCCCUCCCUUUUGUUCAUUGAAGAGAAAGUCAGGAAGUGAUUUCAUCAUUAUUUCCACAUGCCCACUGGCAGUGGAGAUUUCUGUUAGCAGACAACUAGUGUCUGAUAGGAAGAGGUGUAAUUGGGACCCAGUGUUGGGAAAGCAAAGCUAGACAAAUUCAGACAGGAAUAAGAGCUAGGUUUAUAAUAGAGAAGGUAAGUGCUCAGGGUUGUGGGAGUUUCUUUAUUGCUUGAAGUCUUCAAGUCAACUCUGGAGGUGUUGCUGAGGGAGGUGCUAUAGCUCCAACAGGUUAUUGGCUUGAUGCUGAAGUUGAGUAUAGUCCUUCUGUCAGGGUCUGGAGGAGGUCAGACAAGUUUCUCAAAAUAAUCCCUUCGAGUAAAAAAAAAAAAAAUUACCAAUCUCCCUUAUCGUAUCCAUAUGCGAAGGAGCAGACACUUUCCUAGUGCUGUUCCAUCUCCACAAGCAAUUCCCACCAACCACAGAAAAACAUUCAAGGGUGUAUUCAAAACCUUCACAUGCUGAUAAAAACUCAGUUUUCUCUUAAA
This is a messenger RNA of Alligator sinensis (Chinese alligator), 5748 nucleotides long. It is a transcript of the gene SLCO2B1, whose product is annotated as solute carrier organic anion transporter family member 2B1. Gene Ontology annotation, biological process: bile acid and bile salt transport; sodium-independent organic anion transport; transmembrane transport. The record is from RefSeq and is a predicted model, not a curated record. The coding region runs from base 74 to 2140 and encodes 688 amino acids. Lineage: Eukaryota; Metazoa; Chordata; Crocodylia; Alligatoridae. Gene Ontology annotation, cellular component: membrane. The transcript has 15 exons. Gene Ontology annotation, molecular function: protein binding; bile acid transmembrane transporter activity.